Molecule: messenger RNA, 3690 nt
Organism: Histoplasma capsulatum G186AR
Lineage: Eukaryota; Fungi; Ascomycota; Eurotiomycetes; Onygenales; Ajellomycetaceae
Product: WW domain-containing protein
Exons: 3
Coding region: 1-3690 (1229 amino acids)
Cellular component (GO): membrane
Molecular function (GO): protein binding
Source: RefSeq, a predicted model, not a curated record
AUGAGUCGCCAUGGCAUGGAUCAGAACGACGAAAUGUUUCUCACCUCCCCAUCUGACCGCGACCCCCCGACUGUCUCCCCAUUGAGAAUUGUCAAACGAGAUACUCCCUCCCCCCGCCCAACUGCUGGCAAUACCACGCAGCCUUCCGCGUUCAGUCCGCCUCCGCAAAGCCCACCCCCGCAAAACCCCCUGCCAUACCCAGACGACCGUCCACGGCCGCAUCAUAUGCAAUCCUUUAGCCCCUCCAAUACCAGGCCCCCUUAUCCUGACCAUGGGCCGUUGCCCUCCACUGUAAAACAAUCGUCCAAACCCUCCUCGCCGCAUUAUUCUGGUUCAGGAGGAUCGAGUCCUGCUGACAUACCUCCUUCUCUGCGGCCUCGGGAAAGACGAAAUUCGAAGACAGCCCAGUCUAGUCUGGCGGAGAGAAGAGGAACAACUGGCCCAAAGCCCUUACCGGAGUCUCCAAUACUUCAAACAUCAGAUAAAGAAGGAUUGUUUCAAAAACUUCCUCAGCGCCCACCAGGAGGAGGCGCGCACACUGGAGGCAUGCCAGAACAACGGAGAAAACCUUCUACGGAGGUGAACUCGUAUCCCGAUGUCCCCCAGCAAUACUGGAAUUCGCAAAGCAAUGCUCUGGCUUCGUCGAGCCUAGCAGCCCCACAGCCAACCCAUUCGGUCAAUCGUCUCGGCUCUACCGCCUCGACCUCAACGACGAAAGCAAACCGCGGCUCUCCUCCUCCACCAGAAACCCCAAUUGUGCCUCCAGGUCGCUCCGAUAUUGAAUCCCGAUACGCUGCAGCAGGAAUCGCCGGCACUUCGACUCUCACCAAUCUCCAGGCCCAGAGUGCUGCCGCGCAACAGCGUGCCCAGCAGUAUACCGCUCCCCAAACACAAACCCACCUCUCCCAACCUCAGAACUCGACUCCCAGACCAUGGACGCCGACAGAAUUACCCGGUAGCCAACCGCAUGGUCCACCAACCGUAUAUCAGGGACCCGUUCCCACAUCCGUGCCUCCUCCGCAGACUUCAGGCCCGGCCAGCCAUCCACCCCCAGGCCACCCUGCUGGCUACCAUCAGAACCACAACCCACUAGAGGAAGAUUUCCAGAGAAUGAAUUUGACUGCUUCUCCUCCUCCCGCGUACUCCAGCCUUGGUGGACCAGGACCUGGCGGGCCUGCGCCCCACAGCUACCCAAAUGAAAAGCAAGGCGCUGUCGCUAUCGCAGGCGCUCAUCCCGCCUCAAUGAUCGCGAUGAGCAAUGCAGCUAUGACGCCAUCUACUCUGGCACCCCAUUCCCACACUCCUGCUCCGAGUACUCAGGGCCAUCCAGCAUUUGCCAAUGACCCCAGACAAGCUGAUCCUCGCACUUCGCAACCAAAUACCCAGAAUGGACAUCCUGGUGUCCAACCAGCUCCUCUUAACGGCUCGCCUGCACCUCCUGGGCCCUCCCCAGCUUCCCCUCCUCCACUCCCUGAAGGCUGGAUUGCACACUUGGAUCCCAACUCCGGACAAUACUAUUACAUUCACCUUCCCUCUCAAUCUACCCAAUGGGAAUUUCCGAAGGGGCCGACUCCUCUCAAUUUGAAUGAACCCAUGUCACCCGGAGUCACCACUUUUGGUGGCCACACAAUUGCUUCCCCGGGCCUUUCUACGUUUGGGCCUAAUCCGUUGGCAUCGCCUGGACUAUCUACCUUUGGACAUCCACUAGGGUCACCGGGUCUCCCUAUGACACCCGGGUAUGAGGGAAGCGUUAUGAGUAUGAGUACUGCCUUCACUGGCCCACCACCUGCCAGCGGCGUUGAAUUGUAUAAAGUUGCCCCAACCAAUGGAGUAUACUUUGGCCCUUAUCUUCGCUACACCAAUAUGGACAUGGAACGUGGACUCUGGUUGGGCUCAAUUCUACUGGUAACUGAUGCACCCCAGCCGCCAACUAUCCACAUUCAUCAGAGCGUGGACUUGUCUCCAAAUCCGAGACAACUCAAAGGACUGCCAAUUUCAACGCACCAGCGGUGGACUUUCUACAAAUAUAGCAUUGAUCUGACCAUGGAAGAGUACCCUGCCAAAUGGACAUAUGCGAUCACCUCGCACCUAGGAUGCACAAGAUAUGAAUUCCUCGUCGCAGGUCGUAAUGAAACCAACUGGCGUUUUAUUGCAACAUCUGGAAACGACUUCUCCCUUAGUGUGAGUGCCAAUGAGAGGGCCCGCCUUGGUGGUGCUGGAUACAUGUGGAAAGAUAUCAUGCAAAAACAUACGGAAUGCGGAGGCUUCCAUGUCCACCUUGGACUUGGAAGCCAGAUCAAUGCCGAUCGGAUUUGGAAAGAGAUCCCAUCGCUCAAACAAUGGCUUACCAUUAGCGGCAAGGAGCAGAGGAAAAGCGCAGUGUGGACGGCCGCCCAUGAGGAGGAUGUUACACAUGCGUAUUUCCACUACUAUACAAGCCACUUUGAUCAACCGCACAUGCGCGAAGCAUUUGCUCAGAUUCCUCAUGUAUUACAAGUUGAUGAUCAUGAUAUUUUCGACGGGUUCGGUUCAUAUCCGGACCACAUGCAGUUCUCGAAUAUGUUCAAGAACAUUGGCAGAAUCGGCAUCGAGAUGUAUCUCCUUUUCCAGCACCAUACAACUUUAGAGAUUUUGCGCCAUGUAAGCAACGAUAUGGACCUUUUUACUAUAACCGGGACAGGGUGGCAUUUCGUUAAAUUCCUUGGCCCUGCCAUCGCUGUGGUAGGGCCUGAUUGCCGUUCGGAAAGAAACCCCCAUCAAGUCAUGGCAGGGCCUACCUAUCAGGGUCUCUUCCCCAAAGUUGUAACGCUACCUCCCAGCGUGCAACAUUGCAUCUGGAUGAUCUCCGUACCACCUAUAUACCCACGGUUAGAGUCAACAGAGCACCUCGCGCAGACGAUAGCUACCGGGAAAAAAGCUGUUACUGGAGCCUACAAUGUCCUCGGUAAAGUGACCAGCUCCGUUGCUGGUGUUGUGGGCGCUAAGAACGCAGUGGGAUCUGGGUUCAACUCUGUAAAAAGAGCUGUUGGCAAGUCCGGACUAAUGGGUAGCGUUUUGAGUCCGUUUGGUGAAAUUGAAAUCCUCGAUGAACUGCGGGAUCAGUGGACUCAUGACUCGAAGGAUCUUGAACGAACCUAUCUCAUCCGCACCCUCCAAGGAAUUGCCCACCAAAAGAGCAUCCGAAUGACUUUCCUCUCAGGCGCUGUCAACUGCUGCGGCGCUGGCCUCGUCCACGACCCCUCGCACCCAACUGACCACAAAACCAUAUACCAGAUCAUCUCCUCCUCCGUCGUCAACACGCCCCCACCAUCCUAUGUCAUGAAACUCCUCCACGGCGGUAAUAAAGCGCUCUACAUUCCCGCAAACGGCCAACGAGCCACCCCUGGCACCGUCACAGACACGAAGGAAGACAUGAUGGAGAUCUUCCAGACGGAUGUCACGGGUCAACCACGCGAACACCGCAAACUCAUGGGCCGCCGUAAUUACGUGGCCAUCGUGGGAUAUGAUCCGGAAAAUGUACAGACGAAUUACGGGUUAAUGAGUCCAACAACACCGGGAAUGAUGGCGGCACCGGGCUCGUUUCCCAAGUUGAGUCUUGCGGUAGAUUUCUUGGUGCAAGGGGAAGGUGCCUAUGGAAAUGUUGUUAAAUUCGGACCGGUUAUUGUGCCGAGUUUGGAUUUGGGGAGGUAA